Molecule: messenger RNA, 1031 nt
Organism: Mytilus trossulus (common blue mussel)
Lineage: Eukaryota; Metazoa; Mollusca; Bivalvia; Mytilida; Mytilidae
Product: ATP-dependent Clp protease proteolytic subunit-like
Exons: 6
Coding region: 79-774 (231 amino acids)
Biological process (GO): protein quality control for misfolded or incompletely synthesized proteins
Cellular component (GO): endopeptidase Clp complex
Molecular function (GO): serine-type endopeptidase activity; ATPase binding; ATP-dependent peptidase activity
Source: RefSeq, a predicted model, not a curated record
CUCGCCUUUCGCAAGAAGUAGAAUUACAAGCGAGCAUUUCCGGUUGAAGAACGUAGUUGUGCAACGGCAACGCUGAAAAUGAUGCUCUUUAGACACUGCGAGAGAUUGUUCAAGCAUGGGCAUUGCAUCAAAAGGCUGCUUCAUAAAUCACCAUGUCGCCCAUAUACUAUUGUGGUGCCUUCAGUAAUAGGGGGGAAAUCAACUGAUAGAGAAAGAGUCAUGGAUAUAUUUUCACGGUUACUAUUAGAGAGAAUCAUAUGUAUAAAUGGACAGAUUGAUGAUCAGAUGUCCAGUAUUGUUAUAGCUCAGUUGCUUUAUCUUCAGUCAGAAAGCUGGCGAGAUCCUAUAAAUCUUUAUAUAAAUAGUCCAGGUGGUGUGGUGACAGCAGGAUUGGCUAUAUACGACACGAUGCAAUACAUUGAUACCCCUAUUUCAACAUGGUGCAUAGGACAGGCCUGUAGUGCAGCAUCAUUAUUGCUAACAGCUGGUACUGAGGGAAUGAGACGUGCAUUACCCAACUCUAGAAUUAUGAUCCAUCAGCCUAGCGGAUCUGCAGGGGGUUCAGUUACUGAUAUUCAGAUAAAAGCAGAAGAGAUGCUGAAAAUGAAGAGACAAGUUAAUGACCUGUAUGUAAGACAUACCAAGAGACCACUCAGUGAAAUAGAAAAUUUAUUAGAAAGAGACAAGUAUAUGAGCCCAAUAGAAGCUAAAGCAUUUGGAUUAAUAGAUGAAGUCAUAGAAAAGCCUCCAGCAGAAAAAUCAUUAAAUUCAUGAUAUGAUGAACACUAUUAAAAUGUUGACAGAUAAAGACAGUCAUCUUCUGUGAUGUAUAUGCAUUGGAAUAAAUUUAUGAUGAAGGAAUGCAUACAUAUAGAAAUUUCAAAUGUUUUUUUUUAUGCAGAAAAUGAACCCAUUCCCAAGAAGUUAAAAAACAAGGUGCAUUUAAAAGUUGAACCUUAUAUUUAUUUUGAAUUUAUUGUUGAUACAAAUUGUUAGAAUAUCUUAUAUUAAAAUUUUUAUUUCAAGCAUUA